GUUUAAUAAAAUGCAUAUUUCGUUUCCAUUUAGCAUAUUUCUAAUUUGUUUCGCAAUAAUCUUGCACAACAAAAAUGUUAACUCAUCAUUCCCUGAGUUACGGGAGUUUGCGGGCAACGCUAUUCACAAAAUCAACAAGAUCGCUACAGGGAUAACCGAUAGAAUUGCAGGUGUCGUCAAGCCUAACAGGAACCAAGAGGUCGAUUAUUUGCCUAAUGAUGGACCGGCUCAUCAGUUAUACGACAAACAUCGAGAGAGACACAGCGAAAGGUUGACAAAGAUCUGCGAGUUCUUCAGACACGGGCGCCUCCAUAGGAGACCAUGUAAUGGAAGGCAUGGCAGACACAGAGAUAGAGACAGAUAUAGGGAGGAAGAGAGGGAAAGAGAGCGCGAGAGACAACCGGAGAGAGAGAGCAACAAAGAUAUUGAUAAACUACCCACAGAGGAAAUAGUGAGUGGAAAGCCGUGUCAAACAAAUGAUGGCUUAGUUGGCACGUGUGAGAGCGCGACCUAUUGUUUCAGUCAAUUCAAUGACAUGAAAGACUAUGUGUCCAACCGGUGCCCACUUUCUAACGGCGCUCACGGAAUCUGUUGUCCUAAAGAAGUGCGAAAACCAAUCGAAAGUCGCUUGCCGAUCCGAAUACCACUUCCUGUGAGGCCAUCCGCUAAAAUAAAACACAUUAGUUUGGAAGAUAUCGAUAGAGCGGCGGCAGAAAGUCAUCGAUUUAUUGAGAAUUAUAUCAGAACGGAAAGGGAGCUUAUUUCCAAAGGUGUGUUUCAAAGGCACGGAUCAACUCAAUCGCAACAUCAGGCAUUCUUCGGGCCAUUCGAUGAAAAUCAGUUCCAACUGACAAAAGGAGGAUUCAUUAAUCUGUUGACUACUGUUAAAAUAAAAGAGAGAUUCAAACUAACCAAUGAAGAGGCCAGGGAUGGACUCUGGAAGUACUCACUGGAAAACACUGAACUGGAAAAGUAUUGCAUUCAAGAGCCGGUUUGCAAACAAUCCAAAUACAGAUCGGCUGACGGGAGCUGUAAUAACCUUCAAAGACCUCUUUGGGGCAAAUCUAACACUCCGUUUGUCCGCCUAAUACCGCUAGUUAUUUCAGAGGAUAUGGGUCUUCAUGUGAGAAAAGUCCGGUGCGAAGAGAGGUCUACAAAGACUUCAUUAAAUUUGGUUCAGAUGUGUGCGCUGUAA
Oppiella nova is the source of this 1195-nucleotide messenger RNA. The record is from the annotation of a GenBank genome assembly. Lineage: Eukaryota; Metazoa; Arthropoda; Arachnida; Sarcoptiformes; Oppiidae.